GCAAAACCCCAAGCCUCCUUCCUACGAUGGCCUCUCGUGGGCGCGGUGGUGGCGGAGGGAAAGGCCCUAGCGGUGGGCGGGGCGGUGAAGGCAGGGGGCGGGGGAUCCGUGGCGGGGGAGGUUACCAUCACGGCGACGAUGGAGGCGGCGAACGCGGAGGCAGAGGCGACCCGGGCCGAGGGCGCGGGGUCGGCGGUCGUGGCCGCGGUCCCGGAGGCCGAGGUGUCGACGACCACCAGCAGCAGCCGCCGCCGCUCGGGAACACAGAGGGCGGAGGCCAGGGCCGCGGCGGCAUGGCGGUAGCGGUACCGCCAGCCCGCCCCGCCGCGCCCUGUCCUCUAGCGCCGGACGCCGCUGCCCCGGCAUUUCCCGCAGCAGCGGCCUCGUCUUCUGCGCAAGCGCCUCGAGCCCCCACCGAGGCGGCUGGAGCUGCCUUGGCGGAUGGCAUGGGGAAGUUGGCCGUGGCGGACGACCGGCCCGCUGCUCCUCCCGUGCCCGCAGGUAAACCCGUCGCGCAAGGUCCCGCGCACCAGCCCCAGGAGGCUCCGCCACUCUCGAGGAAGAGGAUCGUGCCGCCGCCCCGCCCCGGUUUAGGCACGUCUGGGAGAAAGCUGGCGGUUCGCGCGAACCACUUCUUUGUCGAGGUGUCCGUGAACGACAUCUUCCAUUACGACGUUUUAAUCAAUCCUGAACCAAAAGCAAGAAAAACCAACAGGAUGCUGCUCUCAGAGCUUGUCAAGAUACAUGGCGCGACAUCUCUCGCCCACAAGACACCUGCAUAUGAUGGAAGCAAGAGCCUGUACACUGCAGGCGAGCUGCCGUUCAAAUCAAUGGAGUUUGUUGUCAAGUUGGGGAAGGCGGGCCGAGAAGUUGACUACAAGGUGACAAUCCGAUACGCGGCACGGCCUAACGUGUACCAACUUAAGCAAUUGAUCAAUUCUCAGCUAAGGAACACGCCAUUUGACGCAAUCCAAGCACUGGAUGUUGUCUUGAGAGAGUCGCCUUCUCUCAACUAUGUAACUCUUUCUCGAUCCUUCUUCUCCAAGAAGUUCGGUGAUGACGACAUUGGCGGUGGGCUAGAGUGCUGGAGAGGAUAUUACCAGAGCUUGCGUCCAACUCAAAUGGGCCUCUCAUUGAACAUUGAUACAUGCUCGACUUCAUUUUACCAACCUAUCGAUGUGGUAAAAUUUGUUGCCGAUUGUCUCCAGCUGACAAACCCUGGCCAACCUUUUUUGGACAGGGAUCGUUUAAAGCUUAAGAGAGCCCUGCGCGGAGUUCUUGUUGAGACUGAACACCAGCAGGGAAAGAGAAGCAUCUACAGGAUAACUGGGAUUACUUCUGUUCCAUUGGCUCAACUGAGCUUUUCUUGUAACGAAGGCCCUCAGCUGACUGUUGUUGAGUACUUUGCACAACGGUACAAUGUCCAGCUGCGCUACACUGCUUGGCCCUGCCUGCAGUCGGGCAAUGAUUCUAAGCCGAUAUAUUUACCAAUGGAGGUGUGCAAAAUCAUUGAAGGGCAGAAGUACCCUAGGAAGCUCAGCGACACACAGGUGGCCAACAUACUGAAGGCAACCUGUAAACGUCCUCAGGAUAGGGAGGAGAACAUUAUUAAGAUGGUUCGCCACAACAACUAUUCUGCUGAUAAGAUGGCACAGGUGUUUGGGAUCACUGUGGCCAACCAGAUGGCUAAUGUGCAAGCCCGUGUUCUGCCUCCACCUAUGCUGAAAUACCACGAAUCUGGAAAGGAGAAAACCGUUGCACCAAGCUUGGGGCAAUGGAAUAUGAUUAACAAGAAAAUGGUCAAUGGUGGAACCAUUCACAGCUGGACUUGUCUGAGCUUUUCGCGGAUCCCGCUUCGUUUGGUAGACGAAAUAUGCCAUGAAUUGGUUCAAAAGUGCAAUUCCAUUGGCAUGAGUUUCAAUCCAAGGCCGGUGACAGAAGUUCAGAAAGACUCACACAACAACAUAGAAGCUGCUUUAAGGGAUGUUCACAGGAGGGCUCCGAAUCUGCAGCUGCUUAUUGUGAUUCUUCCAGAUGUUACUGGUUAUUAUGGGGAAAUUAAGAGGAUGUGCGAGACUGACCUUGGUAUAGUAUCUCAGUGCAUCAAUCCGAAGAAGAAUAGAAACAAGCAGUAUUUUGAAAAUCUUGCCCUUAAAAUCAAUGUGAAGGCUGGAGGGCGCAAUACAGUGCUUGAGAGAGCCUCUGUGCCUAAUGGGAUACCUUUUGUCUCAGAUGUGCCAACAAUCAUUUUUGGUGCUGAUGUUACCCAUCCUACAGCAGGAGAAGAAUCCUCGGCUUCUGUUGGAGCUGUGGUUGCAUCCAUGGACUGGCCACAGGUCACAACAUAUAAAGCUCUGGUCUCGGCACAAGCACACAGGGAAGAGAUUAUACAAAAUCUCGGCGGAAUGAUAAGGGAGUUGCUGAUUUCGUUCUAUAAGAGGACUGGCAAAAAGCCCAAAAGGAUUAUAUUUUACAGGGAUGGAAUAAGUGAAGGACAAUUCAACCAUGUUUUGCUCCUUGAAAUGGACGCGAUAAGGAAGGCUUGUGCCUCUCUGGAAGAUGGGUAUCUACCCCCAGUGACAUUUGUCGUAAUACAGAAAAGGCACCACACAAGGCUCUUCCCUGGAGUUCAUGGAAGGAGAGAUGUUACUGACAGAAGUGGGAACAUUCUUCCUGGAACUGUGGUUGAUACCGAGAUUUGUCAUCCGCGGGAGUUUGAUUUCUACCUUUGUAGCCAUGCUGGAAUUCAGGGAACCAGCAGGCCAAUACACUAUCAUGUCCUCUACGAUGAAAACCGUUUCUCGGCUGAUGGGCUGCAGAUACUCACAAACAGCCUGUGCUACACAUACGCACGAUGCACGCGCGCUGUCUCAGUUGUUCCACCAGCCUACUACGCUCACCUGGCAGCAUUCCGCGGGAGGUACUACGACGAACAAGGUAGCAGCCCCGCCCCCGAUGGAACCUCAGUUGUCGGUGGCGAUGCCGCUGCAGCCGGUGAUGAUCCACCUGCGUGCCGCAGGCUCCCCCAGAUCAAGGAGAAUGUGAAGGAAGUGAUGUUCUUCUGCUAGUUGCUCAGCGCGAGCUGCAUGUCUUGAUUCAGGCUGCCUCAAUAUACAAGAGGCCUUUUUUUUGUGAUAAACUGGUAUCGAUGGUUGUCCUGAC
Messenger RNA from Zea mays, 3162 nucleotides. RefSeq lists its product as uncharacterized. Gene Ontology annotation, molecular function: protein binding; RNA binding. NCBI's taxonomy places the organism in Eukaryota, Viridiplantae, Streptophyta, Magnoliopsida, Poales, Poaceae. The record is from RefSeq and is marked provisional.